This is a messenger RNA of Hyaloscypha bicolor E, 2286 nucleotides long. RefSeq names its product TRP-domain-containing protein. Bases 1 to 2286 code for a protein of 761 amino acids. Lineage: Eukaryota; Fungi; Ascomycota; Leotiomycetes; Helotiales; Hyaloscyphaceae. The transcript is spliced from 2 exons. Gene Ontology annotation, biological process: fungal-type cell wall biogenesis; transmembrane transport. The record is from RefSeq and is a predicted model, not a curated record.
AUGUCACUCUCCCCCUUCGUCCUGCUGACGUCCUUCCUCUCCCUCCUCUCGGGGACCUCUGCCAUUCGAUUGAUUGAGUCGAAAUCCCUCAAUGCGUGCCAAGACAAUUCCAGUUUUACAGCAAGUCUGUUCAAUGUCGUCUUCACGCCAGACAACUUGACACUUACCUUCGAUGUCGUCGGUGUUUCCUCCAUCCAGGGCAAUGUUACCUUCGGAAUCGAAGUUACGGCGUACGGCCUGUCCAUCUUCAAAGAGACCCUGAAUCCAUGUACACAGAAGAGCUUGAAUGGAAUGUGCCCGAUGAGCACUGGCCAGAUUGAUAUUCAAUCUAACAUUGUGCUCGAACAGAGCACCGUCGAUUCAAUCCCAGGAAUUGCAUACGGUGUCCCUGAUCUCGACGCAAACGUCAAGGUCAUCAUCAACUCUACAACGAACACAGGUGUUAGUCUGGCUUGUGUAGAGGCCAAUUUGUCGAACGGCCAAACGGUUGAUCAGAAGGGCGUGGGAUGGGCGACUGCAGUCAUCGCUGGUUUGGCUCUUGUUGCCUCAGCUGUCACUUCCGGACUCGGACACUCGAACACCGCAGCCCACGUUGCUGCUAACGCAUUAUCUCUUUUCGGAUACUUCCAGGCUCAAGCCAUUAUUGGGCUCACCUCUGUCCCACUCCCGCCCAUCGUUCAAUCAUGGACUCAGAACUUCGACUGGAGUAUGGGUAUUAUUGAGGUCGACUUCAUGCAGAAAAUUGCCACGUGGUACCAGAAGUCGACCGGCGGAACCCCAGCUACGCUUCUCAACAGUCUCACAACUACCUCAGUUCAGGUCCUCAAAAGAUCUAUUGGGAAACGCUCAAUGGAUCAGACUAUUAGUCUUCUUACCGCAGCUCACCAAAUGAGCAAACGAGCUAGUACUACCACCGAGGUCUCGGGCACGUAUGUCGUCAAGGGAAUCAAGAGAGUUGCAUUCCGAGCCGCAAUUGAGUCAACCAACCUCUUCCUCACAGGCUUGAUCUUCUUCUGCAUCUUCAUCUUCUUCACGAUGCUCUUCGUUGCCAUGUUUAAGGGUUUUUGCGAACUCGCUGUCAAAUGGCGCUGGAUGGAGAGCGACAAGUUCCAGGACUUCCGAAAUGGAUGGUUUACUGUUCUUAAAGGGAUCAUGUUCCGAAUGGUUCUCAUUGGCUAUCCCCAGAUGACUAUUCUUUGCUUGUGGGAGUUUACCGAGGUCGACUCUCCCGCCGAAGUGGUCCUUGCAAUCUUCUUCUUCUUUGGAAUGACUGGAACACUUGCCUGGGCUGCAAUGAAGGUUAUCCGUAUUGCAAAGCGUUCAGUGGAUAUGCACAAGAACCCUGCCUACAUCCUCUACUCGGACCCAUCGGCACUCAAUAAGUGGGGUUUCCUGUACGUCCAGUUUAGAGCCACUGCCUACUACUUCAUCCUCCCAUGUUUGGUCUACAUUCUCGUCAAAGGCAUGUUCAUUGCUUUUGGACAGAAUGCUGGAACAGUCCAGGCCGUGGCACUUUUACUGAUUGAAGCUAUUUUCUUGAUUGGAGCCAGCGUCAUUCGACCAUGGAUGGACAAGAGCACGAACACUUUCAACAUCGCGAUUUGUGCCGUCAACUUCGUGAAUGCCAUCUUCCUCCUUAUCUUCACCGAUGUCUUCAACCAGCCAGGCUUGGUGACAGGUGUCGUGGGUGUUAUUUUCUUCAUUCUCAACGCCGCCUUCUCGCUGGUUCUCCUCGCUCUGGUCUUGCUUGCAACAAUAUAUGCUUUUAUUAGAAAGAAUCCGGAUACCCGAUACCAACCGAUGAGCGAUGACCGAGCCUCGUUCAUCAAGUCCCAGACCCAAUUGACUACGGAGCUGGAUGCCUUGGGAGCUACUGCGAGGGGUGAUAUGAAGGGUGGCUACAAGCACAACCUCGAUUUAGAUGAUGAUAAUGAGUCCUGGUCAUCUGACUCAUUAAGAAACCCAGCAAGCAUGCCACUUCCUCCGUCGACAGCCAAUUCUGGUACAUUCCAUGAACCUCCUCACUCGCCGCUGCACCCAUCAGUACCACUUUUCCCCGCAGGUAGCAAUGGUAGCCGUGGACCUCCUCCGAACUAUCAAGACAACUCGCGAUCAAAUAGCGCUUUGGGUAACAGACACACCCCAUCACCUUCUCCAUACCGAGAGAACCCAUCGCAAGCAAGUCUGUCGGCGGGAUACCGAUCGCAAAAUAACGCAAGUCCUGCGGGAUUCAGGAACCAAAACAAUGCCAGCCCUUGGCAACGUGGAGCCGGAUAUGAACAUUAA